CCAACAUUUACCGACAUCAAAAGGAACUAUAUAUAUCACCAUUUUCAAUUUGAUUGUCUUUGAAGUCGUUUACUUCGAUACUUCAAACUCAGAAAAUUCAUCCUUUCAAGUUCUUCUCUGUUUUGAAGAUGAAAAUGCACACAUCGUUUAACUAAAUUAAUCUAAUCCAAUGAAGAAAAACCCUAGAUUUCUGCGCGCAAAUUGCAUUCGUGCGAUAAAUCAAGCAGAAUGGAUUUUGAAACCCUAGAAUUCCGCGCACAAAUUGCAUUCAUGCGUUAAAUUAAUCACAAUGGAUAAAACCCUAGAAUUUCAUGUACUAACGUUAUGUUUAUUUUUAGCAGUAAUCACUUGUUCAUCAGCUGAAUCAUCCACUUGUUUGAUGGUAUAGAAAGAAGGAGGAGCUCCGGCGGUGUUCAAAUCCCCAAAAUGCCCUCGGUGGAAGCUCUCUUAUCACGAACCUUCGCCGGAAAACUCCAAGUGUCAUGUCGCCGUGCAUCAAGGUCGCCGGAAAUCGGAGGAGGUCCAAGCGGGUUUACAGAGGUUGCUGUGGGAAUUGUGGCUGUUUUUGAUGGCCAUAAUGGUUCAGAAGCUAGCGACAUGGCUUCAAAACUUUUGUUGGAGUAUCUUAUCUUGCACAUGUAUUUUCUACUGGAUGCAACAUUUCCUUCCUUUCUGAAGAAAUCCAUGGGAGGAUUGUCAACCAAGGGAGUUCUGACAUUUUCUUUUCAGUUCUUUAAGGACAGAGAAUGGAUUCUUUCUUUUAUCGAUCAGGAGAGGUAUGAAGUUGACAUUCUCUUUUUUGUAAAUGUCUUACGAGUUACACCCUUACUUUUGGUAUUUAUCUUCACUAGCUGCUAAUGAUGUUCAAGCCUUGUUCUUUCUUUGAGGUACCUCAUAGUUUUGGGUUAAAUGUUAAAUCAAAAUCUUAAAGCAAGGACUUGAUAGUGUUGCUGAUGCUACAAGGGAAGGUAAUUCUAUUUUGAAGCAAAUUCAUCAACGAGUUUACUAAGUGAUGAAAUCUAUGAAGAAAUUGUGAGCAUAGGAAUUGAAGAAAGCAAUCAAUUCAAAGCUUAUAGAUUUUUGAAUGCUAAUGACACAAGGGUGAGAGAAUUCUUUGGUUGUCCAAAGAAUGUUCGCAAAGUAUUUCUCAUUCAAAUGAUGGAAGAGGAUGGUGUAUUUAUUUAACAAGUUUUAUGAUUAUUUAAACUUCAAACAUUUUUCUGCAAUGUUUUAUGGACUAUUUGUCUAAGUUUUAUGACUUAUUUUUAUCUUCAAUAAUUUUAUUUUAGAACAUACGAUAUAGAAGAAGUUGUAAUGCUCUCACUCUAUCUUUGUUGACAUACCACAUAAAUGAGAGUGGGACUGGUGCCUUUGGCUUUCUUGGUUUGAGUAAUGCCACUUUCUUUUAAUUA
Molecule: messenger RNA, 1412 nt
Organism: Beta vulgaris subsp. vulgaris (sugar beet)
Lineage: Eukaryota; Viridiplantae; Streptophyta; Magnoliopsida; Caryophyllales; Amaranthaceae
Product: putative protein phosphatase 2C 76
Exons: 2
Coding region: 427-858 (143 amino acids)
Source: RefSeq, a predicted model, not a curated record